AUGGCCUUCAAAAAGUUGUGGACAUCAUUUGGAGGAAAAAGAAAACCAGCCAAAAAGCCAAGAAAAAGAAAGCUCAUAUUUUUAAGUCGCAGAACUUCAUGCCGCUGUGAAAGAGUAAUGAAUUCUACAAUGUUUCAGUACACUAACGUAGACAGAUAUGCAGAGGCUUUUGCAAAAAAUUUCACCACUGUUCUUCUUGGGCUCAUAAUUAACUGCAUCAAUGGAUUAUUUGUUUUCACAUUCUUCAAGAGUUCAGUGUUCUACAAUGAUCCGAGAUACAUAUUAUAUAUUCACAUGGUUAUCUGUGAUAUGCUCAUGGUUUUUUUCAGUGUAGGUCUCUCUGUGAUGGCUUAUGCUUGGCCAAAUGUUCCUGUACCAUUUUGUGUAACACUCCUAAUAAUAUCCUCAGCAACUCAUAAGAACACUCCUCUGACUUUGGCCGGCAUGGCCAUUGAGCGUUACAUUGCCAUCUGCAAACCACUGCAUCACAAUCAGAUUUGCACAGUGCGCAGGACGUACAUCCUCAUCUCUCUCAUAUGGAGUGUUGGAGUUUUACCUGCAUUGGCUGACUUGAUUCUCCUUUCAAUUGUUCGUCCUUUGGCUUUUUAUACAAGUGCUCUCUGUAGUACAUCUAAUGUGUAUAGUACGGUGUACCACGAAGAACAAAGUAAAAUCACACAUGGGAUUUAUACAUCUGUUGUGUGGUUAAUUCUUGUGUACACAUAUUGUCGAGUGCUGAUUGCUGCCAGAAGAGCAACUACUGACAAAUCCUCAGCAAAAAAGGCCCAAAACACCAUCUUGUUACAUGGAGUACAGCUUUUGCUCUCUAUGAUGUCCAAUAUUACUCCUGUUAUAGACAAGAUUUAUGCUCAACUUAUUCCCACAUUACGGUCAAAAAUCACCUUUCUCAAUUAUCUUUUUACAAAUUUAUUACCUCGACUGCUAAGCCCUCUUAUUUAUGGUGUUCGAGAUAAACAUUUUUUGAAAUGCAUUAAAGGGCUAUUUUCAUGUCGAUUAUUUAAUGUAAAAGUUCAACCA
Molecule: messenger RNA, 1038 nt
Organism: Danio aesculapii
Lineage: Eukaryota; Metazoa; Chordata; Actinopteri; Cypriniformes; Danionidae
Product: odorant receptor 131-2-like
Exons: 1
Biological process (GO): G protein-coupled receptor signaling pathway
Cellular component (GO): membrane
Molecular function (GO): G protein-coupled receptor activity
Source: RefSeq, a predicted model, not a curated record